This is a messenger RNA of Octopus sinensis (East Asian common octopus), 3109 nucleotides long. Its product is annotated as potassium channel subfamily K member 4-like. Bases 1083 to 2309 code for a protein of 408 amino acids. Gene Ontology annotation, cellular component: membrane. Gene Ontology annotation, biological process: stabilization of membrane potential; potassium ion transmembrane transport. Lineage: Eukaryota; Metazoa; Mollusca; Cephalopoda; Octopoda; Octopodidae. Gene Ontology annotation, molecular function: potassium ion leak channel activity. The transcript has 6 exons. The record is from RefSeq and is a predicted model, not a curated record.
UCUAUCUGUCUGUCUAUCAGUUUCUACCAUAGUUUCUUUUCUCUCUCUCUCCCUCUCUCUAUCUCCCUUCCUCUCUCCUUUUCUCUCUGUAUAUCUACCUAUCAAUCUCUCUAGCUAGCGAACUCUCUACGUGGAAAUGGUUUCUAUUCCUUGUCAGGAACGGGCGGAUCAUAUGAUAUUUCACAUAUGCUAAAUUGUCAGCAACAAAAGAAGAUAACAUUUAUAAUUUAUUUUAUUCAUAUAACAACAAAAAUAAUCUCAACAACAAAUUGAGGGGUGUAGAAAAAGAAGUAUAAAAAAAAACAAAAAUCCAAAAUGAGAGAAACAAUUUAAUGAAAUGAUUGAAGCAGACGAUAAUUUAAAAUUAAAUGAAACAAAGGAAGAAACAAAAUGAAAACGGGCCUUUACAGGUAUUUGUGGGAGUGUAAGAGUGUGAGUUUGAGUGUGAGUGUGUGAGUGGCCCUGAAGAGAUUUAGAGUGUGAGUGUGAGUGAGUGAGUGGCCCUGAGGAGAUUUAGAUCUAUACUUUCACUUAUAAACAUACAUAUAUAUUUACAUAUAUUACGAGACACACAUACGUACAUGCAUACACACCUACAUGUAUACAUACUUCAAUACACACACACGCAUAGACCCAUACAUGCAUACAUAUACAUAAAUUAUUGAAUUUCUAAAUGGACACUAAGAUCUUAAGUAAGUGCAGGUAGGGAGGAGAGAGAGUUUACAGCUUUACAAAAAGACGCAUUGUUGAAGCGAGAAGUGUUGCACACCUCCAGAGAAACAAACAGGCGAGUUCUUGAAGAAAACUCGCUGUAUCUGUCUCUAAUAACAGAGAGAGAUUUUUCCUGUUUCCCUCACAACAUUAUAUUUCUAUGCUUCUCUUUGCAACUUGUUGAUAACUUGGAAGCGAAAGACUCUGUGAAAGGAUUAACGACACACACACGGAGUAAGUUCACUGGAUUUAAAAACAACACAGAAAAAAAAAAUUUAAAAAAGCAAAAAUAUAUUGAAAACCCUAACAAAUUCCAGCAGUCUUAUUCCACUUGAUGCAACUAUAGCCUUUUUCCAUGCGACGAACACAUCAUGGGAUCCGAUCAGCAAGAGAACAAAGACACAGCUGUGGUUUCCGGCAAUAAUAGGAAUGCAGGAAACAGUAAGAAGAGCGGCUGUUUUGGCUGCUGUUGUAAGAAAGAACCAGCAUCUAAAGAAGAACAAAAGAUACCUAAAAGAGGUUUCGGACAAAAAUGCCGAAGCUGUGGACUUAAAUUUGUUGCUUUCCUUUUCUCUCAUAUUGGACUGACUUGUCUAGUGGCAGGUUAUUCUAUUUUGGGAGGUUAUGUAUUUAUGAAAAUCGAAAAACCUUUCGAGGUUACUCAAAGAUCAAAUGUCGGUAAAAUUAGAAGAUUAGCAGUAAGCCGAUUAUGGAAUUACACAGAGAACCUCAAUAUCCUAAAAGAAGAACACUGGAAGCAGAAAGUUGACGAAAAAUUAAAAUAUUUUCAGUUGGAAAUCUUCAAAGCUGUCAAAAAUGAAGGCUGGGACGGAACUGAUGAGGUUUCUCCAGAUUAUGAGGGCCAAUGGUCAUUCAGCGGAGCCUUACUUUAUUCUGUAACGGUCAUCACAACUAUAGGUUAUGGCCAUAUCGCACCAAAAACAGUUUGGGGACGUCUAGCUACGAUUGCUUAUGCGGUGUUCGGUAUACCUCUAACGUUAUUAUGUCUCGCGAAUUUGGGUAAUCUGCUUGCCAGUUGCUUCCGCGUGUUCUACUACCAAGUGCUCUGCUGUCAAUGGUGCAAAAAGACUAAAACAAAAAAUAGAACACCAGCAAUUCGAUCCGAAAUGGCUCCUACUUACGUACAGUCAGGAAACUUAAAUAUGGAAAACAGUGAAUCAGUUAACAGCACCUUUAUAGAUGGCAGUAACGUAACUCCAAGAGACACAGUGGUCUAUUCCAUUGAUGAAAGUCCCGAAAACGAAACCAGAAAUAUACCAGUGGUUGUGACUCUUUUAAUAAUGACUGGUUACAUAUUGUGUGGUACUUUAUUAUUUACAAUGUGGGAGAAAGAUUGGAAUUACGUGGAAGGUUCUUACUUUUGUUUCAUUACUCUCAGUACCAUAGGUUUUGGUGAUUUCGUGCCAGGCUCAAGUUUAGAUUCAUGGCACAACCAAAGUAAGCAGAUAAUCUGCUCAGUGUAUUUACUUUUUGGACUGGCUCUAGUUGCUAUGUGUUUCGAACUGAUGCAGAAUCAAGUUCGUGAAACUUUCACAAGACUUGGGAGAAAGCUGGGCAUUAUAAAAUCAAACAGAUAAAUGAGAGAAUAACGAAAUAAGAGAAUAAGUGUUCGAUAUAUUCAGAUUAUUCUCAUUCCAGCUUAAGAUCUCGCAACUUCCACAUAAAGUGUUAUAUUUUGAAAUUCUUAUAACUACAUCAAUUGGUAUGGUGGCAGUGAAUGAUGAUAUAAAUUGCAUGAAUACAAUAAAUUUGGAAAAAAAAAGUAUGUUAUGAAUAGUAAAUAUUUAUAUUUUACAAAACGCAUACAUUUAUGAAAUCUAAUCAGAUUUUAUAUAAAAUCAAAGUUGUUUUCUCAUUUUACAUGUUCUGCUCGAGAAAAAAUUCAAGACCGAUUGCUUUUUUAAAAUUCUAAUGAAACUUUGCAAAUUUAUUAAAAUCAUUUGUGGUGUGCACCACAAUACAUUACAUCAUUGGAACACACCAUGAAAAGUACGACAUCGUGGAAUAUAUUUAGGGUAGGCUAGCCUGUUGGAUGUCAUAUCUUCCUCUUACCCUCCCUCUACAAGUAGCUAACGAAAUACUCGUAAAAAAAAUGCUCCUGUUGCAUACUACUGGGAGCUUCAAGUUCCUGCUGAACUUGUUUAAAAUAGGUGAAUACGUCAGCGAAAUGUAAGUGUCAUGGAUGGAGAUACUUCACAAUGCCAAUGUCAAGAUACAACUCGUUGACUCACAUACGCAUACAUAUUCAGCUAUUAUUCAGUCAUUAUAAUGACAUUCUAUCAACAUGUUCAGUUACGAUUGUCUCUGAGUGAAAAUGAAAAGAAUAAUAAGAAAAUAUUUAUCAGUGAUAUCAAUAUCAAUAAUAACGAUAGCUUAC